AUGUAUGAAAUGUCUACCGAGUGUGGCCAACUAUUGCGGAGACACAUUGAUCAGCUCCGUAGGCACAUGCUCCCGGAACACACAAGUACGGAAGGUCCGGAACUUCAGUCAGGCCUCGAGGGAAACGCACAGGCACCACCCGCGCAGACCCCGACUGUGCGGGAGCAGCAAGACGAGGCUCCCGUUCCUCUGGCAGGCGUGGAAGAGGCCCCAGCUGCCAGCGCUGCAGGACCUGAAGAGCCUCUGCUGGUUUCUCAAGAGACAUUCAUUCGUAUGUGGAUGUGUAAGUGGUCAUCAAUGGGAACUGUAAACUGCAAAUCCUCUGACGAGCUAAUCUUUUCAGAUUUACAGGCCAGGGACAUCCCAAAGAAAAAUCAACAUGUCCUCUCCUUGGUGUACACCGUGAAAGAGAUCAAUAAGAACCCCAAUAUUUUAGCAAAUAUCACUCUGGGGUUCCACAUCUAUCAUAGGUACUAUGAUGAAAGGAUAAACUAUCAGAGCAUCCUGAGCCUUACUGCACUGCAGAAUAUGCCCAUCCCAAACUACAACUGUGAGAUCCAGAGGAACCUGGCAGCAGUAAUCGGGGGGCUCGACUCAGAAACAACGCUCUCAAUGACUAACAUCUUACCCAUUUAUAAGAUUCCACAGUUUACUUUCUCCUUAUUCACUUCAGAGAAACACGACACAGUGAAGCUCCCUUCCUUCUACCAGAUGGUUCCCAAUGAAAGACAUCAAUAUAAUGGGAUUGUCCAGUUACUUCAGCAUUUCUCAUGGAAGUGGGUUGGGAUCUUUGCACCAGAUGAUGAUAAAGGAGAGGGUUUCAUACAAAUACUGACAAGAAUGCUUACUCAGAAUGGCAUCUGUACAGCCUUUACAGAAAGGAUAAUAGGCAGGGAUUUUUCUUUCCGGGAUCCAAAUAUUAAUGAGCGUUCUAGGAAUCUAUUGCUUUCUUUAAAUAAAUCCCAAGCCAAAGUUCUUGUCAUAUAUGCAGAAAUUCAGGCCAUGACAACUUUAACACUGUUACUAAAAACAGCAGAAAUAUCAGAGAUAACAAUAGGUAAGGUAUGGAUCAUGACAGCCCAUGAUGAUUUGGAACUGGAGACAUUGAGAUGGUCUUUCAUAAGACAAACUUUCCAGGGAUCUUUAUCCUUUGCAGUUCACUCCCAUGAGGUUCCUGGGUUCCAGAAUUUCCUUCGGCUCUUAAGUGUUCAUUGGACAAAUCGACGCAAAGUUUUCAGAGUCUUUUGGAAAGAGGCAUUCAACUGUUUGUUGCCAGAUUUCAAGGAUGUCAAGAUCAGUUGUCCUAGGGAAGAGGAACAGAAGCUCCUUCCUGGCACUCAUUUUGAAAUGGGGAUGGCUGGCCGAAGGUACAGCAUUUACAAUGCUGUCUAUGCUAUAGCACAUGCUUUGCACAUCAUGUACACAACCACACUCAGGCCCAGACCAGCAAUGGAGGGACACAAAUGGAAGGCUCUCAAUUUUUCACCUUGGAAGCUCCAUUAUUUCCUGAGGGGCAUCUCAUUUAACAACAGCGCCGGAGAGGAAGUGACCUUCGAUAAAAGUGGUGAAACAAAAAGUGGAUUUGACAUUACAAACUGGGUUACCUUUCCAAACAAAUCCUUCUCACGGGUGAAAGUAGGGUGGGUGGAUCCUCAGGCUUCACUGGGCAGAGAGUUCGCCAUUAAUGAAGAAAUCAUCACAUGGCAUAGCACAUUUAGUCAGGUGCCACCUUCUUCCUUGUGCAAUGAGAACUGCCCUGCAGGUUACAGCAGGAAAACACAGGAAGGGAAGCCAUUUUGUUGCUAUGAUUGUGUUCUUUGUCCCAAAGGAAGGAUUUCAGACCAGAAGGACAUGGACAAUUGUUUCCCAUGCCCAGAAGAUCAGUAUGCAAAUAAACACCGAGACCAAUGUCUUCCCAAAGUUUCGAACUUCCUUUCUUAUGAUGGAAAUCUGGGCAUCAGCUUAGCUGUCCUGGCUUGUUCCCUUGCUCUGAUCACAGCUGUGGUUCUUGGCAUCUUUGUUGAGCACCGAAGCACCCCCAUUGUUAAAGCCAACAAUCGAGGUCUCACUUACAUGCUACUCAUUUCAUUAAUUCUUUGCUUCCUCUCCUCAUUGUUAUACAUCGGCCACCCUGGAAUAGUGACCUGCCCUCUCCGACAAAUAGCUUUUGGUAUCAUCUUCUCGGUGGCUGUUUCUUGCAUCUUGGCCAAAACUAUCAAUGUGGUUGUGGCCUUCAUGGCCAUCAAGCCAGGGUCCAGAAUGCGAAUGUGGAUAGGCAGAAGAUUAACAAACUUGGUUGUUCUUUCUGGCUCCAUUUUUCAAAUAGUUAUUUGUACCAUUUGGCUAUGUACUGCUCCUCCGUUUCCAGAUGUUGACAUGCAGUCUCUGGCUGAAGAAAUUGUUGUAGAGUGUAAUAAAGGGUCAGUGGCCAUGUUUUAUUUGGUUCUGGGGUAUACAGCAUUGAUGGCAAUGGUCAGCUUCCUUGUGGCUUUCUUUGCCAGGAAGCUGCCCGACACCUUUAACGAAGCCAAGUUCAUCACUUUCAGCAUGCUGGUAUUUUGCAGUGUCUGGAUAUCAUUUGUUCCAACUUACCUGAGUUGCAAAGGGAGAUAUAUGGUGGCCGUGGAGAUCUUUUCGAUCUUGGCCUCCAGUGCUGGCUUACUUGGAUGCAUUUUUGCCCCCAAAUGUUAUAUAAUUGUCCUGAGGCCUCAUCUCAAUAGCCAAGGACAGCUGAUACAGAGAAUUAAGAGUUAA
Molecule: messenger RNA, 2754 nt
Organism: Gekko japonicus
Lineage: Eukaryota; Metazoa; Chordata; Lepidosauria; Squamata; Gekkonidae
Product: vomeronasal type-2 receptor 26-like
Exons: 8
Coding region: 1-2754 (917 amino acids)
Biological process (GO): G protein-coupled receptor signaling pathway
Cellular component (GO): membrane
Molecular function (GO): G protein-coupled receptor activity
Source: RefSeq, a predicted model, not a curated record